Messenger RNA from Asparagus officinalis (garden asparagus), 796 nucleotides. Its product is annotated as protein PYRICULARIA ORYZAE RESISTANCE 21-like. Gene Ontology annotation, biological process: regulation of defense response to fungus. Bases 119 to 796 code for a protein of 225 amino acids. Lineage: Eukaryota; Viridiplantae; Streptophyta; Magnoliopsida; Asparagales; Asparagaceae. Gene Ontology annotation, molecular function: metal ion binding. The record is from RefSeq and is a predicted model, not a curated record. The transcript has 3 exons.
GGUACCACCAACCUCGUUAAAUAAGUAGGUCAAGCGACUGCCUCUCUUGCCUUCUCUUCUUCUCUUUCUCCCAUUCUCUUGAUCUCUAUGUCUGGGGAUCUUGUGUAAUCAACUAGCAAUGGCAGAGAAGAUCUCCACUAUAAUCUUGAAGGUUGAUCUUGAUUGUCGACGUUGCUACAAAAAGAUCAGCAAAACAAUAUGCAAGCUCCAAGAGAAAGAGAAGAUCCAAACUGUCGAAUUCGACGAGAAGAACAACACGGUAACAAUCUCUGGCCCAUUCAACCCCAAGAAGCUAUGCAAGAAGCUUUGUUGUAAAGCUUGCGAGGCGAUCAAAGACAUUCAAAUCAAAGAGCACAAAGAAAAAGAAAAGCCUAAAGAAACUAAACCGGCUGAACCCAAGAAGGAAAAGCCCAAAGAAACUAAACCGGCUGAGUCAACCGAACCGAAGAAGGAAAAGCCCAAGGAAACUAAACCGGCCGAGUCAUUUCAGCCGAAGAAGGACAAGCCCAAAGAUGAGCCUAAGAAGGAAAAGCCCAAGGCACUCGAACCAGACCCACCAGUCCCCGAACCAGUUAAGGCUGAACCAGUUUUUGUGGCGCAAGAACCCGAGCUAGGGUACCAACCGGUUUGGCCUGGUUCGGGUUCGUGUUGCGGAUGUGGUUGCCGGUCAUGGAAGGAGGGGUACUACGGGUAUUGCAACUGUUGCUGGUGCGGAAGGCGGUACGGGUGGCCGACAACACUUGCCAAUUUGUUUACGAGGAGGAGCCACAAUCUUCCUGUAGUGUCAUGUAAUUAG